Eurypyga helias (sunbittern) is the source of this 1419-nucleotide messenger RNA. It is a transcript of the gene BRD7, whose product is annotated as bromodomain containing 7. The transcript is spliced from 11 exons. Gene Ontology annotation, biological process: regulation of transcription by RNA polymerase II. The record is from RefSeq and is a predicted model, not a curated record. Gene Ontology annotation, cellular component: nucleus. The annotation marks the transcript as partial. NCBI's taxonomy places the organism in Eukaryota, Metazoa, Chordata, Aves, Eurypygiformes, Eurypygidae.
CUCACAGGGCUUACUCCUCUGCCGUUUUCAGAGUACGUGGAAAAGCCACUGAAGCUGGUGCUGAAAGUGGGAGGAAGUGAAGUUGCUGAGCUGUCUACUGGGAACGCAGGACUUGAUCCGAGCCUCUACGAAGACAAGUCUGAACAUGAGAAACACAAGGACAGAAAAAGGAAAAAGAGAAAGAAAGGAGAAAAACAAGUUCCUGGAGAGGAAAAGGAGAAAAGGAAGAGAAAGGUUAAGGAGGAUAAAAAGAAACGCGAUCGAGAUGCGGACAGUGAGGGAGAACAGGAGGUGAAAUGUCAGACCCCCAUCAGAUUGGAAUUGCCACCAGAGAAACCACUGACAAGUACUUUAUCAAAGCAGGAAGAGGUGGAGCAGACACCGCUUCAGGAAGCUCUGAAUCAGCUCAUGAGACAGCUGCAGAGAAAAGAUCCAAGUUCUUUCUUUUCAUUUCCUGUGACUGACUUCAUUGCCCCUGGCUAUUCCAUGAUCAUUAAAAACCCAAUGGAUUUUAGUACCAUGAAGGAGAAGAUAAAGAACAAUGGGUACCAGUCCAUAGAAGAAUUAAAGGAUAACUUCAAACUGAUGUGUACUAACGCAAUGAUUUACAACAAACCAGACACCAUUUACUACAAAGCUGCAAAAAAACUGCUGCACUCGGGGAUGAAGAUACUUAGUCAGGAGAGAAUUCAGAGCCUGAAACAAAGCAUAGAGUUCAUGGCUGACCUGCAGAAGACAAGGAAGCAGAAGGACAAGAUGGAACUGCAGCAAACUGGGGAAUGUGAAAACAGUCCUGGGAAAGACAAAGGAGAACCUGUGGCUGGCGACACCAAAACGUUCAAAACACCUAGCAAGGAACACAAAAGGAAGGACAAAGAUGUACUUGAAGACAAAGUCCGAAGCAAUACCUUGGAAAGGGAGCAGGAGCAGAUCGAUCGUAUCGUUAGAGAGUCGGGAGGGAAGUUAACAAGACGACUUGCAAACAGCCAGUGUGAAUUCGAAAGAAGAAAACCAGACGGUACGACAACUCUGGGCCUCCUUAACCCAGUUGACCUUACUGCAGGAGAACCAGGUUACUGCCCUGUAAAGCUGGGAAUGACGGCAGGGAGACUUCAGUCGGGAGUCAAUACGUUACAGGGCUUCAAAGAGGAUAAAAGAAACAAGGUUACUCCAGUGACGUACCUGAAUUACGGGCCCUACAGUUCCUACGCUCCGACGUACGAUUCUACGUUUGCCAACAUAAGCAAAGAAGAUUCUGACCUGAUCUAUUCCACAUACGGGGAGGACUCCAACCAAGGAUCUUUCAGUAUUCAUGAUUUUCUGCUGAAAUCACAAGAUUAUCCUUUCUUAAUGGCGGAUGGUUUGCUUGAUGUCCUGACUAAAGGAGGACAUUCCAGAGCUCUCCGAGAACUAGAAACG